Messenger RNA from Saccharomyces mikatae IFO 1815, 1623 nucleotides. It is a transcript of the gene RIM21, whose product is annotated as Rim21p. Gene Ontology annotation, cellular component: plasma membrane. Gene Ontology annotation, biological process: cellular response to pH. The transcript has a single exon. The record is from RefSeq and is a predicted model, not a curated record. NCBI's taxonomy places the organism in Eukaryota, Fungi, Ascomycota, Saccharomycetes, Saccharomycetales, Saccharomycetaceae. The coding region runs from base 1 to 1623 and encodes 540 amino acids.
AUGGAUUUGUGGCGACAUGGCACGGAGGGAUUGAAUACCUACAAGAGUUGCCAUCAAAUGGAACUAGGUUCUGGAAUGCUAAUACAAUUGCCCCUUUAUGAGAACUCUGCAGUAUACGCAGACCAUAUAACAUUCAGAAGUUUCUGCUGCGAAAGAUUCCCCGUCUAUGUAUCUACGGUAUUGAGAAACAAUUCCCCGUAUAAAUAUCUUAAUGAAGUGUCCAAAGACUGGCAAACCUUCAUUCAAGUAAGCGAUUAUGUCGGGGGUUCUGCUGAGUAUGCAAUUUAUGCUCUGAUAUUGUCCAUAACGUCCAAUUUUGUUAUCACGGUGUUUGUUACUGUGAUAUGUUGCAUAAAUAUUAGCGGACGUGCUUAUAAGAGAAUUUUACAGCUAUUGAGGGUUGCCUCGUUGUUAGCCUCGCUAAACUUGACGAUUUUUAUAACCAAAGUGUUGCGCGGAUUAGAGAAAGAGCACAAUUUAUAUGGUAUUGUUCGGGCUCACUCCAUCAUGCACAUCUUUUCAGAUGAUAUGACAUUUGUUGUUUUAGAUUUUCUAUCUACGUUAAUGUUUCAAUUUUGCCAAGUCGGCAUUGUCAUUAGAUUAUUUCAAAGAGCUCAGGAAAAGAGAAUUAUUUUUUUUGUUGGUGUGAUCCUAACAAUGACUGCGAAUAUUUUAUGGGUUGUACCACCGUUUACUGACCAUUCUACGAGACAUAGAAAUGAUUGGCAAAUCCUGCGACCCUUUGUGUACCUUUUUCGUAUAGCUAUUGCUACGUCAUAUGCAUCGAUUGUCAUUUAUCAUAUCUGGCAGAAAAAGAAACUGUGGUUUAAGUUCAACCAAAUGGGGUUACUCACUUUGUUGACGGUCCUUGUGGUACUUUUAUUACCGGGGUUUUUUCUUGCCGAUGUUUCAAAUUUAUGGAUAUCUGAGCUGGGUGAAGUGUUCAACACCACAUGCUAUGUUACUUCAACUGUAAUCACAUGGGAAUGGUUAGAUAGAUUGAAUGUUCUAGAGAGAAAAGAAGAGGCACAAAGUAUUUUGGGAAGACCCAUUUUUGAGGAGGAGCAACAAGAUUACAAAUUUGCAAAAUAUGCUCUAAAAGUUCAAAACGCUUUAACUAGAAGGGAAUCUCCUGGUGCAUCAAUGGAUCUAAAUGAUACAUCGAAUAAUUCGGAAGUAUGUGAUUUACAAACAAUAUCGCGCUACGACCCAGAAGAUCAGAUGUUGGAAGGCAGAAGUAUUGAUCAAAUGCACUUCAACGAUAAAGGCACCUAUAGAGAUCAAGCGCUUAAGAAAUUGAGUUAUACCCGCGAUAAGAUUUUAUACUUCACGGACCAGAUUGUUCAGAAAAGUGUAGGCCACAAUAAUAACAGCAGUAGUUCGAAAAGUGAAAAAGUCAAACAACGGAAGGCGAUGGUCCGGAAACGGUUAGGAUUGGACCAAAAUGGUGUAUACAUUUAUUCGACAAAGGAAGUUAUUUUCAAUUCUGACCAAGAUGAAGAUGUAGAAGAUGAGGAUGUAGAAAAUGAGGAUGAGAAGACAGAAAAUAAGAAUGUAAACGACAAUCAAAAUAAUGACAGCACCGUUGCCACGUUUACCAGCAACAAUAUAAAUCAUUUCUAA